Molecule: messenger RNA, 1152 nt
Organism: Asparagus officinalis (garden asparagus)
Lineage: Eukaryota; Viridiplantae; Streptophyta; Magnoliopsida; Asparagales; Asparagaceae
Product: phytolongin Phyl1.1-like
Cellular component (GO): membrane
Source: RefSeq, a predicted model, not a curated record
UAUUUUACAUACCAAUUUAUUUUUAUGUUUCCAUUAUGCAACAUAUCAUAUAUCAUAACUCAAAAUAUCGCACCUCCCAUCAAUGAACUCAUAUCUCUAAAGACAAACUUGUCAUUUUCCAAUUUCCCCUCCGUCCACUAGAAAUUUAGAAGUAGACCCAAUCACUCAAAAGAUAAAAUUUCCCCCACUCUUUAUCUUUUCCUAACCCCCAUAAUAAAAGUCCAUUAUUAGUACCUUAACCCCCAAAUUAUUCCUCAAUAAACAAAACCCAAAUCCAACGCGGGAACAGUUAGUUAUUUUCCCCAAUAAUCCCCAAAUCUCCCCCCAAAAAAAAAACUCAGCUCCCCCCCAAAAUUGAUGAUUUCACCUCGUCAAUGGAAUCCUCAAUCGGCAAGCUCAUCUACUGCUGCAUCUCCAAUCGCAGCCGAAUCCUCUACUCCUACAACGGCAUCGAAACCCUAGCUUCUCUCUGCAUCGAAAAGGCGCCGCUUUCUCACUCCCACUACUUCUUCACACGGGGCCGGCGCUCCUUUGGCUUCCUCAUCGACGAAACCCUAACCUACUUCGCGAUCGUCGAUCACGAUCGCGACCGCAGCAACAAGCGCAAGUUUCUUCAGCUCCUUCAUCAGAUCAAGAACUCCUACAAGAGAAGCAACAAUUUCGACGACGAGCUGAUCCCGAUCAUCAAGCGCUUGAUCUGCUCUUUGGAAAGCAAGAAUUUCGAUGUAUCGAGCUCGAAUUGUUACGGGUCGAGCUCGACAAAGGCGCCGCUUUUGGGGAGGAGCGGAUCGGUAAAGAUCGACGUGGAGGCUCCGCCGCCGCCGGAGGCGGCGGAGGGCGGCGGUGCUGAGAAAAGCUUGAACUUGAGUUUCUCGAGCAGGAACCGGCAGAUUGGGAGGAAAUUGUGGUGGAGGCAUGUGAAGAUUGUGGUGAUUGCUGAUGUUUUCUUGUGUCUGGUCUUGUUCGGGGUUUGGUUGGCGGUUUGUCGAGGGUUCCGAUGUCUCUCGUAGGGAUUCUGGCGGAGGGUUUUGGUUUGUAUAUAUUUUUGAUGAGAAGUUUAUACGUAGAUAUUGUGUUUGUGAUCAUCUUGGAGUUGUUUUUUUGGUUUGUGUUUGAUGCAUACAAGUUCCAAAUUUUGCUUCUUUAUGUCGA